This is a messenger RNA of Dunckerocampus dactyliophorus (ringed pipefish), 5728 nucleotides long. RefSeq lists its product as uncharacterized. The transcript is spliced from 16 exons. Gene Ontology annotation, biological process: membrane protein proteolysis. The record is from RefSeq and is a predicted model, not a curated record. Gene Ontology annotation, cellular component: Golgi-associated vesicle membrane; lumenal side of endoplasmic reticulum membrane; lysosomal membrane. The coding region runs from base 3713 to 5308 and encodes 531 amino acids. Lineage: Eukaryota; Metazoa; Chordata; Actinopteri; Syngnathiformes; Syngnathidae. Gene Ontology annotation, molecular function: aspartic endopeptidase activity, intramembrane cleaving.
AUACUAUAUACGCUGUAAUCAUAUGAGUACAUUGUACUAAGCAGCCGUUUUGUUGUAGUUACGUGUACAUUGUAAAAGUUAGCACAGUAAAAGGACUGCAAAGUUCACGCUGUUCACGUGUUAUCGCCAACGGAAUCUCUAAUGUUGGGUGUUAUCAGUAUUAAGUGGCAUGAGAAACACGGCAUGGUCAUGUUUUAUUUGUUUCGGACAUGCUUUAACAAGCUAUAACAUCACAUGAUGUUUGUCAGAUAUAGUAACUGGACGUUUGUCAUUGUCUUGUAAUGACCAGGUUGGUUUUCCCAAGAAGAGAUCAGACGGACACACUUUUAUGUCGUUUAAAUCUUUUAGUGAAGAAAAUGGCCCAAGUAUAGCGCUGGACUCCCGCUCGCAUCAGCAGGCAGUCCUUAAAACUAGGAAGUGGCUAAACUAAUAUCCGUAGUCCUUCCUGAUUGGAUCAGUAUGUAAUUAUAUAUAUUGGUAUUUAACUGACUCCAGUUUGUGUUCGUCAAAUGUGCAUGGGUGUAUGCUAGUGUGCAGCGGGCGUGAUAAGGUUGUCAGGCAACCUGUCUGUGUAAAAGUGAAAGUGGAAACAGUGCAAUCCUAGAAUAAUUCCACAGUACUAUAUUAUCUAAUUCAAAUCGUUCCUAAUUGUGGUUUUAAGUUCCAUAACAUACAUCAGACUGCAUCAUUAGUUAGUCAUUUUCGUUGUUGUCUAGCUGUCAUCUUUAAGUCCAGUUCCUUGUUGGCUGUGACAACUUGUACUUUGGAAUCUCCCUGUUCCCCAUUUAACUUUAUGUAGACUUUUAAAGUUAUCGCUCCAAGAGCCUUGAAUUCCCCCCUUCUAGACCCUGUUUGUUUGUGCAGAAAGGAGAAGCUAUAUUUGUUUCAUCUUGUUAAUCAUAUCUCAUCUCGUCGUUCAUCGUCGUUCAUUUAAUUGUUCUCUUUAAUUGUUCUCCAUCGUGAGUUGCUCGGCGACUGCUUUGAAGUUUGCCCGUUAGCGACGGUGAGCUUGGCUUGUUAGCGGCUGGCGGCGGUCGUAAAUCGUUUGUUUAAAGCCAUACCUCACGCCAGACUGAGUUCAAGCCAACUGUGUAAGCAAGUAAUCCUGUUUCUGUGGUCGAGCUCUGUAGUCAGGAAAACUCCACAGGUGAUCGCAAUGCAGAGCUCGGCCAUCAACAUCAGCUCUCAACAGGAAGUAUAUUAGCUGAGAUUUGUUUGACUUUGGACAAGUUUUGGUUUUCAUCUUGGGACAUUUCUGCAUUUGCAGUCACUCGGCAGAGCUAAAAAAAAUAUAUUGUGAAAUCAUCACAAUAACAGUCAAAAUAAUUUAAUGUUUGUUACUUGUUUAACAUACCAGGAACGUGCCAGGAAAAAUAGCCUUUAUUUCUUUAUGAGCACAUCACCCAACGGACGUGCUUUCGUUUUCCCCUAGAGCGCUAAGUAUUCUGGGUAAUGUAGUACACAUUGACAUUUACUAUCGCAAUCGCAAUCAACAUCUCCGGAAAACCUAGUCGUACUCCGAUUAUGAAUACGUUGAAAUUGUAGGUAAAAUUGACUUAAUAGCAGCGAGUGAAAUUGUGUAAAUCGAAAUCAGUCUGUACAACUCAUUUGUCCUGUAGAUGUGUACGUGUAUUUUUAUGGUAUAUGAAAUAUCCGGUAGAUGUGUAUGUGUAUUUUUAUGGUAUAUGUAUUUCAUAUCACUGAUCUGUAUAAUAUAUCUGGAUAGCUCAUACGUCGCACCCGCCCGUGCAAGCCGCUGAAGCCAAAGAGACGCCAUCUUACCACUCACAUCUCGACUACAUUCGCACAGCGUACGUAGUGUACAAAGCAGAUGAAGAGGCUCGCAGAACAUCUAUAUUUUAAAUUAAAAAGCAGGGAGAUUCUCCCAUUCCUUCAAGUAACGCAACCUUCGUCCCUUAAAAACUAUUUGAUACGUUAUUCUGUAUCUUUUGGCUAUAUUAAAUGUACUUUUUCCCCUUCCAAUUCUCAUUGCCUUUGGGACAAAAUUCUACUCUGCACCCUGGCUCAGCACUCCCCUAUAGCAAUGCAUAGUUUUACUCCUCCAGAAAGAGAUUUUGAUUUUAACUGCAUAUCCCAUCCCUUUUUUCCACUAAAAUCCAUGGCUUUUUUUCUUACUUUGAUACAAUUCACUAUGCUCUUGUCAGUACAAAAUAUGAAUCAUCAAAGAGAUUGACUUUGGACAAGUUUUAAAAUCAUUUAACAUUUUGCUGAUUAUUUUUUCUGAUUUUUUCUUUUGUUUGUGUUAUGAAAUAGAAAUAACCUCUUUUCUGAUAUAGAAAUAUAUUUGAACAAAAACCACAGGAAUAACAUGUGAUAACCAUAAUGUGUAAUAACCAUAAACACAUACACCCACACACACACAGAAAAAAACAAAAACACUGAAACAAAACCAUAUGCUUUGGGUAAGACAAUACGUUGUUUGCAAUCUCAAACAUACCGGGAUGCAUGUUCAGUAAUAUUAUUUUCCAGAACAUAUCAUAUGAAUGAAUCCUUUUACGUCAGUCAUUCAGCAGCAAAAAAAAAAAAAAAAUGUUGUUUAUCCAAAUGAAGGGUCAUGCCGGGUCAAUUGUAUGCAAACUGGCUUGCUAACUGCACUGUAUACAAUGCCUGGUAAGCAUCAUGGAAACACUGAGAUUCCCCCAUUCCUUCAAGUAACGCAACCUUCGUCCCUUAAAAAAAUACAUAUACUGUAUCAUGAUAUAACAAAAAAGUUUGUAAAUUUCCUCUUAGCUAUUAUAGAGCGAUAUAAACGUAUCAAUUAUGGACAUACAUUUAAUCAGAGGAAUUUUACACGAUCAAAAAUAUCUGAGAGAUCAACAGUGCAAAACCCUUAAAUUAUCAAUCAUAAACCUACAUUUCAAUCAUACUUACACGUGAAAUGUUCGUCCACAGCCUUUGAACUGGCGAUAGCUGCACAUGCAGGCAUCUUAAGUCAAAAUUUGUGUCCAAUCCGAAUUAAUAAAAUAAGUUCACCACGAAUGCAAAAGCUUGCCCGAGAAGUGUUUCUUGCGAGUAGCAAUAUGGCGGCCGUGUGGCUUCACAAGUCAUCGCCAAUGAGCUAUCCAGAUAUAUAAUAGAGAUCAGUGCCGUCAACUAACGACGUGACUAACCAUGUUUUGAAGAACGCAUAUUUAACCGGUGGUUAGGGGUUAACCAGUGGUUAAAAUAACCGAGUUUUGAACAACCGGGCCCAGGUGGUUAUCUGCCCAUCAUUUUCCACGUGCAUUUUUUUCUACUAACAAAAAAGAUUUAAACUGUAUUUAAAAUGCAAUGCUAUGAUCGUAAAAAAAAGUGCAAAUACACCAUAAAACUACUCAAUCACAGUAACAUGAGUUAUAUAUGUUAUUCGUUACUUUACACCUCUGGGGAUUUUCCAGUCAAGCAAAACUGAAAAGAACUGCUUCAUUCCAAGAGUACAUCAUCAUGCAGUGUUCAGUGUUUGCAUACAUCAUGACGUUGCUUUGUAGCUUUUAUUGGCUGCAACUAUUUGUUGAACGUUAAAAAUGUAACCAAAGAUUUGAAUGAUGUGAUUACUUUGAAUCCUCAAAAGACUUAAAAGAGCUUCUGCCAUUCAAGUUUUGCUUUAUUACAGCGUUUUGGCGGCGUGGAAUGAAUAUAUGUGCCAUUUUGUGGAGAUGUUCAUGAUGAAAACAUUUUACAAUGAAAUACACCACAUUAUUUAUGUGGAUUAAUGCACCGUGUUCUCGUGGUUUGGAUUACCGUAAAUGUUUCUCAAAUGUUGCCUUUCUCCCAACAGACAAACUGUCAACAGGCGAUCCUGCAUGUUUUAAAUGGAAGUACAGCCCAGGAUUUCUGCAUUGCUUACAACCACUCGUGGACCCCCCUGCCGCAAACUCUGGAUGCUGCUGAGGAGUAUUCGCUCGUGAAUAUGACGUCCACCACUCUCUGCAACCAAUCAGGGGUCAGGCCGGAGGUGGUCAAAGACAAAGCGAUGGUGGUGAUGAGGGGAGACUGUCCUUUCAGUCAAAAGGCUCAGGUUGCUCAGUCCCUCGGUGCGAGCGUGUUGCUCAUUGCCAGCCUCGAAACACUGGUCACUCCGUCAGCCGAUAACUAUUCAGGGGUUCAAAUUCCUCUCGCGCUCAUGAGGUACGGGGACUUCGUGGAAGCACAGCAGGUUUUCGGCGAGGAGAUGCAGGUGAGGCUUUACGCUCCACGCGUCGGCAGGAUUGACCCAAGCCUGGUCAUCCUGCUGCUGAUUUCGAUCAUCACUGUAGCCUUGGGCGGCUACUGGAGCAGAGCGUGUGAGAGAGAUGGUCUAAGUUCAAGUGGGGGGUGUGGAAGUGCCGGAUACAAAGCAGACAGUGGAGACCUUUUUCUCGCCUCUCCUCUCAAAGUUGUGAUCUUCGUAGCCUUGAUGUGUGGAAUGAUCAUCCUCAUGUAUUACUUCUACAAUUAUUUAGUUUACAUCAUCAUUGCCAUGUUCUGCUUUGCAUCUGCUACCGCGCUCUUUCAGUGUUUGAACGCGGUGCUGGAAAAACUGAGAUGCCCGUCUGGAAGCUUCACUAUACGAAAUACAGACUUGUCAGCGAGGUGUCUCAUUUUGGCCGCUGUGUGCAUAAGUGUCUCGGUGGUCUGGGCCGUCUACCGGAAUGAAGACAGGUGGAUCUGGAUCUUGCAGGAUAUCCUGGGCUUUUUUUUCUGCCUCAACUUCAUUAAGACCGUCUCACUGUCCAACUUCAAGAUUUGUGUGAUUCUCCUGAGCCUCCUGCUCCUAUACGACGUCUUCUUUGUUUUCAUCACUCCAUUCUUUACCAAGAGUGGUGUUAGCGUUAUGGUGCAGGUGGCUUUGGGUCCGAAUGCGUCAAACGAGAAGACACAAGGUAACAUGGUGGCGAUUCCAGCUGAGCCCCAGGCUCCCACUGAGAAAAUUCCUAUCGUGAUGCGUGUCCCAAGGUUCUCUGCGUGGGCUCUGAACCUGUGUCAGGUGCAGUUCUCCAUUCUGGGUUACGGAGAUAUAAUUGUGCCAGGUCUCCUGGUGGCUUAUUGCAGCAAAUUUGAUGUGUGGAUGAACAGCAAGAAGAUCUACUUCUUCAGCUCCUGCCUCGCUUAUCUGCUGGGAAUGAUAGCAACGUUCGUUGCGAUGGUGCUGUCGGACACAGGCCAGCCUGCUCUGCUCUACCUGGUGCCUUUCACCGUCAUAACGUCAGCAGCGGUGGCUGGCUGCAGGGGCGAAAUGAGGCAGUUCUGGACUGGAACUUUCUAUGAGGUUUUGGACUCCUCAAGGGAACCUUUGUUGUCAGAUGCAAGAACUGCAAGAACUGACUGAAGCAGAACAAUGGUGACUGACAGCAAUGCUUUUUUUUUUUUUUUUUUUUACAUUUUACAAUAAAACUUUACAACCAAGGGAUGAUUAUCGAUCAAUAUAUAUGUGGUGAUUUUUGACAGUUAUGCAGAGCAGAGUGUAGGUGGAAAAUGUUUUUUUUUUUUUGUAGCGCUGGAAAGGCUUUUAAGUGCCUGGCUUUAGUUCAGAAAACAGACAUGUCACUCCCUGCCGUGGCGGUGACUGAAUACUUCAGAGAAAGCACUUUACUACAUUUAGAUUGACACCUGUUCAUGUCAUGGGCUGAGGGCGUUUUGAUGAAAAUACUUACAGCUAUAUAAUGAUACCAUUUUGAUAACUUUGGAAACCUGUUUGCUGUUUUUACAAUGCUUUGUUUGUUGCCUUAUUAAAGUAAUGUUGAUAUAA